Nicotiana attenuata is the source of this 2311-nucleotide messenger RNA. Its product is annotated as transcription factor TGA2.2-like. The record is from RefSeq and is a predicted model, not a curated record. Gene Ontology annotation, molecular function: DNA-binding transcription factor activity; sequence-specific DNA binding. The transcript is spliced from 13 exons. Bases 512 to 2035 code for a protein of 507 amino acids. Lineage: Eukaryota; Viridiplantae; Streptophyta; Magnoliopsida; Solanales; Solanaceae. Gene Ontology annotation, biological process: DNA-templated transcription; regulation of DNA-templated transcription.
AGCAAAGUACAAGAGAUAUUAUUGUACCAAUAGGUGAGUUUCAAAAUUUGAUACAAUAAUUACUUGUGUGAUAACAACAGGAGGGAGAUAUCAUAAAAAGGCAACACCCCUACCAUCAAACAGAAUAAUCAGACAGUUCUCUUCUUGGAAGUAGAGAAAAGAAAUCUGAUUUCUUAGAUAAAGACCCCAUGAAAGAAAUACUAUCAAAAAGUGCCUAGCUUUGCCAUAUCCACAACAAGAGAGAUACAAAUAGCAACACAAACUUAGUAAAGAAAAACACAUGUUUUGAGAAAUAUACUUUGGACCCUCUUUUUGUUGUGGCUUCAUAUAGCUACAUAUAUAUAUGCUUUGACUAGAAAAGGCUUUGAUCUUUAUAGCUUCUUUCUUUACCCUUUAGUCUCUUGUUUCUGAAGAAAGAGUUGGUCUUUUUAAAAAGAUCCUUAAAACUGAGGUGAAACAGUUUUUUUUCCUUUUGAUCAGGAAGCUGAAGAAUGGUCUGAAAGUUGUUUGCAUGGAGAGUCAAAAAAUAGGAGAGAGUGGUAGUUUGUCAGCUGAAUCUGGACCUUCACACCACCAUCACAAUAUGUCUUAUGCACUUUUUCGUGGCCUAAAUCCUCCUAAUACAAGUUUCAUGUAUCAUUCCACUCCAAAUAAUCAAGAACCGCCAGCUUUUGAUUUUGGGGAGUUAGAGGAAGCUAUUGUGUUACAAGGAGUUAAGAUGAGCAAUGAUGAAGCAGCUAAAGCAUCUUUAUAUGCAGCUACAAACAGACCUGCUGCAACUCUGGAGAUGUUCCCUUCUUGGCCUACGAGAUUCCAUCACACCCCAAGAGGAAGCUCAAAAUCAGGAGGAGAAGAGAGUAGUGAUUCAGGUUCAGCACUAAACGCUUUUUCAAGCAGAGGUGAACCUCAUUUGGAACCAGAAUCUCCUAUCAGUGGAAAACCAUCUUCAGCUUACCAGUCCCUUGAACAGAAACUUCAGAUACCACAUCAACAACAACAACUUCAAGAAAUGGCAAGUGAUAGUCCAAGAACAGUAGUUUCACAUACUGAGCCAGCUUCAAAACCCAACUAUGAAAAGAGAAAGGGUGUUGGUUCAACCUCAGAUAGGGUGGUUGAUGCAAAGACUUUGAGACGUUUAGCUCAAAAUAGAGAAGCAGCAAGGAAAAGCAGACUAAGAAAAAAGGCUUAUGUACAACAGCUAGAAACAAGUAGGAUAAGACUUGCUCAGCUAGAACAAGAACUUCAGAGGGCUAGAUCUCAGGGGCUUUUCAUGGGAGGUGGUGCGGCUGCUGGUGCUAAUAUCAGCUCUGGUGCUGCAAUAUUUGACAUGGAAUAUUCAAGAUGGUUAGAUGAUGAUCAAAGGCACAUUUCCGAGCUUCGAACUGCAUUGCAAGCACAUUUAGGAGAUGGUGAUCUUAGAAUAAUUGUAGAUGGAUAUAUUGCUCAUUACGAUGAAAUAUUCCAACUCAAAGGAGUUGCAGCUAAAUCUGAUGUAUUUCAUCUCAUCACUGGAAUGUGGACUACCCCAGCUGAACGUUGCUUCCUUUGGAUGGGUGGUUUCAGACCCUCUGAGCUGAUCAAGAUGUUGAUAGCACAAUUGGACCCGUUAACGCAGCAGCAAGUUGUUGGAAUUUACAGUCUGCAGCAAUCAUCCCAACAGGCAGAAGAAGCACUUUCACAGGGUUUGGAACAAUUACAACAAUCUCUAAUUGAAACUGUUGCCAAUGGUUCUCUCAAUGAUGGUAUGCAUCAUAUGGCUCUUGCCUUAGGCAAGCUUGCCAAUCUCGAAGGCUUCGUUCGCCAGGCUGAUAAUUUGAGACAACAAACGCUUCAUCAAUUGCAUAGAAUAUUGACAGUUAGACAAGCAGCAAGGUGUUUCUUGGUGAUAGGGGAAUAUUAUGGUCGAUUACGAGCCUUAAGUUCCCUAUGGGCAUCACGUCCGAGAGAGACCAUGAUGGCAGAUGAUAACUCUUGUCAAACAACAACAGAGUUGCAGAUGAUACAACCCUCCCAACACCAUUUCUCAAAUAUGUGAUCAUGUCACUCUUAGCCCGAACAAAUGUCCAUUCCUCCUUUGAUGACUUCCAGUAAAGAAAGUCUAAAUUUUUUGACGUGUGGAUUGAAAGGAAUUUGAGAAUGGACACGGAUUUCUUGAUGAUGAUCAAGUUGUCGCAUUAUAGUUCUGCGAGCAACGUAUUUAGAUGAGAUAAGAUAGGAUUUUUUUUCUUUUUUAUUUAUUUGAUGUAGUUUCUUGAUAUCUCUAUAUUAUUACUCUUGUUCUUGUAAAUGUAUAAAUCAAUUUUAUUCUACA